UCCUGAGAAAUGUCUUUCUGAUCUUACCACAUUUUUUGAUUUUUAUGUAUUCCUGAGUUUGUUGUUGUAAUAUAAAUGUGAAAUGUGCAUAUUUGCAUGGAAGAUUCUUUUUCCUGCUUCUCUGUCUCACGUGUUUAUCACCCCAUCCACUUUUUCAUUACUUCUUAUUCUGUAAGUGCCAUAAGUACCUAAAUACUGAAACCAAUGACAGAGUCAUUAUCCUAGAUAAUAGCCGUCUUGGUCAACAGAGGGUUAGCUGUAGGUUCAAGAACAGGUUUCCUUAAAAUUGCUAAAGCCUUCUGGUGGCUGACAUCACCAUCACACUCAAACUUCGCAAGUCAGGUUGGUGUGUGCCGAGGAAGGAGGAGGCAACAAAAGACAUUUUUACACUUCGGAAAGGAACCAAAAUGCAGAAUAGCUGAUCAGCUUCCCUGGAUUUCGCUGACGCCACAGGAAAGCUUUGCCUGAAGAUGGAAACACUGGAGUCGGAACUGACCUGCCCUAUCUGUCUGGAGCUGUUUGAAGACCCGCUGCUGCUGCCCUGUGCUCACAGCCUCUGCUUCAACUGCGCGCACCGCAUCCUCGUCUCCCACUGCGCCACCAACGAGCCGGUGGAGUCUAUCACCGCCUUCCAGUGCCCCACCUGCCGCUAUGUCAUCACCCUCAGCCAGCGUGGCUUAGAGGGGCUCAAGCGCAACGUCACCCUGCAGAACAUCAUUGACCGGUUUCAGAAAGCCUCCGUGAGCGGGCCCAACUCCCCCAGUGAGACCCGCCGGGAGCGGGCUUUCGACAGCAACAGCAUGUCAUCCUGCGAGAAGGUCCUCUGCCAGUUCUGCGACCAGGACCCUGCCCAGGAGGCGGUGAAGACCUGCGUUACCUGCGAGGUCUCUUACUGCGAGGAGUGCCUGAAAGCCACUCACCCCAACAAGAAGCCCUUCACUGGCCACCGGCUGAUCGAGCCCAUCCCAGACUCUCACAUCAGGGGAUUAAUGUGCUUGGAGCACGAGGACGAGAAGGUUAACAUGUACUGCGUGACUGAUGACCAGCUGAUCUGUGCCUUGUGCAAGCUGGUCGGACGGCACCGUGACCAUCAGGUGGCAGCUUUAAGCGAGCGCUAUGACAAGUUAAAGCAAAAUUUGGAGAGUAACCUCACCAACCUUAUUAAGAGGAAUACUGAACUGGAAACUCUUUUGGCGAAACUCAUUCAGACCUGUCAACACGUAGAAGUAAAUGCAUCCCGUCAAGAAACCAAGCUGAUGGAAGAAUGUGACCAGCUCAUUGAAAUUAUCCAGCAAAGACGACAAAUAAUUGGAACCAAAAUCAAGGAAGGAAAGGUGGUAAGGUUGAGAAAACUGGCUCAACAGAUUGCGAACUGCAAACAGUGCAUAGAGCGCUCGACGUCCCUCAUCUCUCAGGCUGAGCAGUCUUUGAAGGAGAACGAUCAUGCUCGCUUCCUGCAAACUGCUAAAAAUAUCACUGAAAGGGUUUCCAUGGCAACUGCAUCCUCCCAGGUUCUAAUUCCUGAAAUUAAUCUCAAUGAUACUUUCGAUACUUUCGCACUUGAUUUUACCAGGGAGAAGAAAUUGUUGGAAUGCCUUGAUUAUCUUACAGCUCCCAACCCUCCCACCAUUCGAGAAGAGCUCUGUACAGCUUCUUAUGAUACUAUUACUGUCCACUGGACAUCGGAUGAUGAAUUCAGCGUGGUCUCUUAUGAGCUGCAGUACACCAUCUUCACUGGACAAGCUAAUGUUGUUAGUUUAUGUAACUCAGCCGACAGCUGGAUGAUUGUUCCCAAUAUCAAACAAAACCACUACACCGUGCAUGGGUUGCAGAGUGGCACUAAGUACAUCUUCAUUGUUAAGGCCAUUAAUCAGGCUGGCAGCAGAAACAGUGAGCCCGGCAAGCUCAAGACAAACAGUCAGCCAUUUAAACUGGACCCCAAAUCUGCUCACAGAAAAUUGAAAGUGUCUCAUGAUAACUUGACAGUGGAACGUGAUGAAACCUCCUCCAAAAAGAGUCAUACACCAGAGCGAUUCACGAGCCAAGGGAGCUAUGGAGUAGCUGGCAAUGUGUUCAUUGACAGCGGACGGCAUUACUGGGAAGUGGUUAUAAGUGGGAGUACAUGGUAUGCCAUUGGUAUUUCAUACAAGUCAGCCCCAAAGCAUGAGUGGAUUGGGAAGAACUCUGCCUCCUGGGUGCUGUGCCGCUGUAACAACACGUGGGUGGUACGACACAACAGCAAGGAAAUCCCAAUAGAGCCUGCGCCUCACCUGCGCCGUGUUGGCAUUUUGCUGGACUACGACAAUGGUUCCCUCGCCUUUUAUGAUGCCUUGAACUCCCUGCACCUUUACACAUUUGACAUUACAUUUGGGCAGCCCGUGUGCCCCACAUUCACUGUGUGGAAUAAGUGUUUGACCAUUAUAACUGGCUUGCCUAUCCCUGACCACUUAGACUCCUCUGAACAGCUGGCAUGACUGCUACAAUCUAAAAGGUAGGAGGACGCGUUUCCUGAGGGCAGCUGCCUGCAGCAGCUUACCAGAGCUGGCAGACUGCAUGGCAUCCCAGUUGUUGCUGUCGAACCUGGGCAGAAGUGAAAAGGGAAGAAUCUGUCUUUCCUAAGUACUUUGUGCAGGACAAGAAGUGGCUUUAAUAAUACUUUAGAACUCUUUUUGCAGUUGCUUUUGUUUUGAUUUGUAUUUAGUAUCUUACAGGAAGAUUUAUAAAUUAUUUAUAAAAAAAAAGAAAAAAGGAAAAAAAAAAAAAAAAAGAAAAAGAAAGAAAGAGAGAGAGAGGGAGAGAAAAGGGAAAGCCUGGAUACCUGGAAAAUGACUUAUUUGCUUUGCACAUUGAUGGUCCUAUUCAUUAAAGUUUCAUCAGCCCCUCUACAUCUUUUUGUUUUACAGUGGAUAAAAGCAGGAAAUUGGAAGGAAGAAAACUGUGCAGUGGACAAGUCAGUAUACUGCUGGUUUUAUUCAUGCCAAUAUUAGUGCUCUCAUUACUGAUCUUAUUGAACGCAAGGUCUCUUAAUUUCUACUUUCCACAUGGGAAUGUGCAGACCAAAUAGAAUGAAAAUAAACAAGCAAGGAAGUGGAGCUAGCCAACACAGCAAACGAAGAAAGUUUAAUUUACUUCUAUUCAUGGUGCAGUAUGUUCUCUGUUCAUAAAACUCAUGUGGAGUAUCUCCUAGAAAUGUGAGUGUAUAAAUCAUCUGGUGAUUUAUUUUAUUGAUGGCAACAUUCCCAUCUGCAGUGUUUCACUCUCAUGUUUGGGAAACAUUGUAGAAUCACUGAGGAUGUGAAAGACUGAUACCAUCUCUGAAAAUCAACAACACUGGAGGAGAGCAGCCAAUCCAAGGUCUGACUGUAGACUAAUUUGAUAAAGCACUGCAUCAUUUAAGGUUUGAUUGUAACGGAAGACGUCAUGGUUCUGAUGGUAGACAUGUGAAUGCUUAUUUCUGUUUUUACAAGGUUCAACACAGCAAGCCCAGCCAAUAACUCAGAAGUGAGACAUGAGCCACCUUACUGUUGAUUUUAAAUUAAAUACAAAUGUUUCAUUGUUGUACACUAUGUAGUAUCUAUAACAAAGCAAGGAAAUUCAUUUUGCAUGUGCUGUAUGGAGAAACACUACAGCUGGAGUUUGUUCAUAAUUAUCUUUGUCUUGGGUUGUUUGGGGAAGCACAGUUCUCUUUGUGAAUGAGGAGUAAAUAACAAUUUUUCAGCAGCAGUAGGAAUCUGCACAGGCAGGCCCUACAUUCAUCUUGUUGUUGGUGGAUGAACUUCAAUGAAGUCAAUAGAGGUUGUACCUAUUUUAUCUCAAAGCUGAAUCAGGAGCAUUUUUUUUCUCUUUCCUUUCUACAGAGUAGAAACGCUUUGUAACUACUACAAUACUUAUAUAAAAUGAUCAUUUUGGAAGAUGUUUGAGGCAUAUGACAACUUUAAAAGAAUGGUUUUCUUAUGGUGUUUUGUUGUUACUAUGCAAGUGGUGAAAAUCUGUCUGUGUAGAAAGAGGAUAAGUUGAAUACCAGCUUUAAAAAAAGUUUUUCUCAGUAAUUACCAUGCUUUAGGUGUCCUUCGAAAUGGAUGCUUUAAUGCACUUUGUUCACUAAUGGGUCCAGAAUAAAAUGGUCCCAAACUCAGCUUCAGAUUUUUAAAAAUACUGUUUCUGCAGGUACAAAGCUGCACUACAGUUUGCCUUAUGAUAUAGAAAACUUAGGAGCAAGGUAAUGAACACAUACAUGUCUACAGGGUUUAUUUUUCCAUUUUUUAACAGAAAAUAAAUGUCUGUCCAUAUACCUUUCAUUUCACUUUACAUGCUCUGCUAACUGGUGAAUUAAAUGGAGAAAAGUGUGACAGUACAAUGCUGGUACCAUGGCUUUCUGAUGCAGUAGUAUCUCAUGGUUCACAGGAAAGAUUGGUGCAGAAUUGACAUAAAUACCAGAAAAUAUGUACAUACAGUGUACUGCAGUGUUUAUCUUUGUGUCUUUAGUAAUAAAUAAAUGGAUAUGCUCAAAAAUGAAAAAGUAAAUUAAUCCCCAAACAUUGUGUUUUGUAUCUGAAUACGUUGCUACCUCUACUACCUCGUGUGCAUUGCCCAGAUAAUCUGGCCUGGGUUGUUUGGAAGGUAGCUGAGAUGGCAUGAAAAUUAUUAUAAUGAGUUGACAGGUGAUGACUGAUAUGGAGUAGUGAUAAAAAUGUACAGGGGGAAUGGAGUCUUAAUGUAGGAUUUUUGCCAAUUUUUCAUCCAACAGGAAAGGGUAUAUUACCACAGUACAAGUGGCAAAGCUGUGUGCCUCCUCUUUUGCCAGAAAUAUUAAUUCUAGAAGCUGAUUUAAGUAGUGGACAAACUGAAAACACUGUUCAGUGUUUGGCCAUAAAAUGUUAGCAGAGAUUGAGCUGGAUGGAAUUAAUACCAUGAAUUUGGAAAGAUCCCCAGUGAUCUCACAUAUUUUCAUUUUAAAAAUAAACUGUGAGUUCAAAGACAGAUCAUUGUUUUGGUGAAAGGAAAAACAAAUGGUCUGUAAUCUACAGGCCUUGCUGUAUCAUUUAUAUUUUAAUACAGAAUACUUCAUUUGAAGCUAAGCCACAUUGCUUCAGUACAGUAUUAAUUUAGUCAGUACAUUAUGUGCUUAUGUGUUUGUGUAUAUAUAUGUAUGGGUAUACACACACUAGUGUAUGUACAAAUAUAGUGUAAUGUGUGUAUAUACAUACAUACAUGCACAUACAGAAUGACAGUAACUAGUCAGAUGCUCCUUUUUUCUUGUUUCUUGAAUUAUUUCGUAUUCUGUAUGGACUAUGAGGAAACAAGUUUACUAUGAAUGGUGUUCAUCUGGACAAUUUUUAACAAAGAAAAUCUGUUCACUUUACAAUAUAUAAUUCAAUGCCUGAUUAAUCAAUAAAAGCAUCCAUUCGAAACCAUA
Molecule: messenger RNA, 5416 nt
Organism: Oxyura jamaicensis (ruddy duck)
Lineage: Eukaryota; Metazoa; Chordata; Aves; Anseriformes; Anatidae
Gene: MID1
Product: midline 1
Exons: 10
Coding region: 471-2474 (667 amino acids)
Molecular function (GO): protein binding; zinc ion binding
Source: RefSeq, a predicted model, not a curated record